UGAGUGUUGGACUCUUAAAGUUUCAAUUCGUCUAUUCUUUCUUUCCCUAUGUGAGCUUCUCUGAUUCUCAAGUUUAGCUCUCCUUGAAAGCUAGCACUAUGGUUCCUCCGGCUAAGAAAUUUAUCAAUAACCCGAACGAUGUUGCAACCGAGUUCAUCAAGGGUCUGGUCGAGACGUAUCCUGGGCUUCAGUAUUUGGAUGGCCUUCCUAAGGUUAAAGUUGUUCUGCGAGCUGAUGUCUCCGCUGCAAAUUAUGACAAGGUUUCCGUUAUAUCAGGAGGGGGAAGUGGGCAUGAACCAGCACAAGCUGGGUACGUUGGAGAAGGAAUGCUAACCGCAGCUAUUUGCGGAGAUGUUUUUGCUUCACCACCCGUUGAUUCCAUCCUAGCUGGGAUUCGAGCUGUAACUGGUCCGAUGGGAUGCCUCUUGGUUGUCACGAACUAUACUGGUGAUCGCUUGAACUUUGGCCUAGCAGCUGAGCAAGCAAAAACCGAGGGCUUCAAAGUAGAGACUGUGAUCGUUGGAGAUGAUUGUGCUCUACCCCCACCGCGUGGCAUAGCUGGACGCAGAGGUUUAGCGGGAACUAUUCUUGUCCAUGAGGUUGCUGGAGCAGCAGCUGCUGCUGGACUUUCUUUAGCAGAAGUUGCGGCAGAAGCAAAGCGUGCAUCUGAGAUGGUUGGGACCAUGGGUGUUGCACUAUCUGUUUGUUCACUUCCGGGACAAGUUACAUCAGAUCGUUUGGGUCCAGGGAAAAUGGAGCUUGGGCUUGGAGUUCAUGGGGAACCUGGCGCUGCUGUGGUCGACAUUCAACCUGUGGAUGUUGUAGUUUCCCAUGUUCUUCAACAGAUACUGAGUCUAGAGACUAGUUAUGUUCCAAUUACACGUGGUAACAGUGUAGUUCUGAUGGUUAAUGGCUUAGGUGGUACCCCUCUAAUGGAACUUAUGAUUGCUGCUGGAAAAGCAGUCCCUAAAUUACAGUUGGAAUUUGGACUUGCCGUUGAUAGGGUGUAUACUGGAUCAUUUAUGACCUCUCUUGAUAUGGCAGGGUUCUCGAUAUCGAUCAUGAAGGCUGACCAGUCAAUUUUAGAGCGUUUGGAUGCUCCGACCAAGGCUCCUAGUUGGCCAGUUGGCACAGAUGGGAACCACCCACCAGCAAAGAUCCCCGUUCCACUGCCUCCCUUCCGAUCAACAAAAAGCAAAGAGUCUCUAAGCCGACCUCAAGAACUUAGUCAACAAGGUCGAAUUCUUGAGGCAGCUAUUGAAGCAGCAGCGACUGUGGUCAUCAGUCUGAAGGAUAGUUUGAACGAAUGGGAUGGAAAAGUAGGUGACGGGGACUGUGGAUCAACAAUGUGCAGAGGCGCAACAACGAUUCUUGAGGACAUGAAGAUGUAUUAUCCGCUCAAUGAUGCUGCCGAAACUGUGAAUGAGAUUGGUUCAUCGAUCAGAAGAGUCAUGGGAGGAACAAGCGGAAUAAUUUACAGUCUCUUCUGCAAGGCUGCAUACGCGGAGUUAAAAGCUAAUGGUCAGCCAGAAAUCACUCCCAAAGACUGGUCUGAAGCACUCAAGUCAUCUAUCUCUGCUGUCGAUAAAUACGGUGGAGCAACUGCGGGUUAUAGAACGAUGUUAGAUGCGCUCAUCCCAGCUUCGAAAGUCCUUGAGGAGAAACUGAGUGUUGGAGAGGACCCUAUUUCUGCUUUUGUUCUGUCUGCUGAAGCUGCAACUGCAGGAGCUGAAUCAACCAUUAAAAUGCAAGCACAGGCCGGGAGAUCAAGCUAUGUAUAUGUUGAGAUUCUUGCAUCAACUCCUGAUCCUGGCGCAAUGGCUGCGGCGGCAUGGUACAGCGCCGCUGCAAGAGCCGUGAAAGAUCAGACCCACGGGUCAUGAUCCGAUGGACUAGACUCUGUGAGAGGUUAUUACGAGCUGUGUUGAUUUGAAUUCUUGUGUUUGUUGGCUCAGGGGUCGUUUAUUAUCUAAUGUUUGUGAGUUCUGACUCUGUGAUCAUAUGCAACAAAUGAGUUUGGAUUCUGAAUAA
Molecule: messenger RNA, 2031 nt
Organism: Eutrema salsugineum
Lineage: Eukaryota; Viridiplantae; Streptophyta; Magnoliopsida; Brassicales; Brassicaceae
Product: putative 3,4-dihydroxy-2-butanone kinase
Exons: 20
Coding region: 99-1883 (594 amino acids)
Biological process (GO): glycerol catabolic process
Cellular component (GO): cytosol
Molecular function (GO): ATP binding; glycerone kinase activity
Source: RefSeq, a predicted model, not a curated record